Triticum turgidum subsp. durum (durum wheat) is the source of this 2829-nucleotide messenger RNA. The record is from the annotation of a GenBank genome assembly. Lineage: Eukaryota; Viridiplantae; Streptophyta; Magnoliopsida; Poales; Poaceae.
AUGGCGGCGGCGGCGGGCAAUGUGGAGUUCAUCCGCGCGCGCAGCGACAAGCGGGAGUACCGCCGCCUGCUGCUCCCCAACGCGCUCGAGUGCCUCCUCAUCAGCGACGCCGACACCGACAAGGCGGCGGCGUGUAUGGAGGUCGGCGUGGGCUCGUUCAGCGACCCGGAGGGGCUCGAGGGCCUCGCGCACUUCCUCGAGCAUAUGCUGUUUUAUGCCAGCGAGAAAUACCCUGGAGAACAAGAUUAUACAAAAUAUAUCUCGGAGCACGGCGGUUCUUCCAAUGCCUUUACAUCCUCCGAGACAACGAAUUUCUAUUUUGAUGUUAACGCGGACAAUUUCGAAGAAGCCUUAGAUAGAUUUGCCCAGUUCUUCAUUAAGCCACUGAUGUCGCAGGAUGCUGUUCUUAGAGAGAUCAAGGCUGUUGAUUCUGAACACAAGAAAAAUCUGUUGUCAGAUGGCUGGAGAAUGCAUCAGCUUCAAAAGCAUCUGGCCUCAAAGGAUCAUCCUUACCAUAAAUUCAGUACGGGAAGUUGGGAAACACUGGAAACUAAACCAAAAGAGAGGGGUUUGGAUAUCAGGCUUGAGCUUCUCAAGUUUUACGAGAAUUAUUCAGCAAAUCUUAUGCAUCUUGUUGUUUAUGGAAAAGAGAGUCUCGAUUGCAUUCAAAGCUUAGUUGAAAGCCUGUUUAGUCACGUCAAGAACACAGACCAGAUAAGCUUCAAAUGUCCAAGUCAGCCCCUUUCAGCAGAACAUUUACAGCUUCUUGUCAAAGCAAUCCCAAUAAUAGAAGGCAACUACCUAAAAAUAUCAUGGCCAGUUACACCUAACAUCCAGUUCUACAAAGAAGGAUGGGCCAUGGAUUUGGUGGCUGGUGCCGGCAGUGACAGCAAUGAAUACUCUUUUUUCUCAGUAGGCAUGAGGCUCACUGAUGCUGGUCAUGACCACAUGGAGGAUAUUAUUGGGUUGGUCUUCAAAUACCUCCACCUAUUAAAAGAAGAUGGAAUCCAUGAAUGGAUAUUUGAUGAGCUUGCGUCAAUAAAUGAAACAGAAUUCCACUAUCAAGACAAAGUCCAUCCAAUCAGCUAUGUCACAGCUACUGUCUCAAGCAUGCGGUUGUUCCCACCAGAGGAAUGGCUGGUUGGAGAAUCAUUGCCGUCAAAGUAUGCGCCAAAUAGAAUAAAUAUGAUACUUGAUGAAUUGUCACCCGAAAGAGUUAGAAUACUCUGUGAAUCUAAAAAGUUUGAAGGAUCUACCAAUCGUGCUGAGCCUUGGUACAAUACAUCAUAUUCUAUUGAAAAUGUCACUCCAUACAUGAUAAAGCAAUGGAUUCAAAAAGCUCCUACUGAGAAGCUUUAUCUCCCAAAGCCAAACAUUUUCGUUCCAAAGGAUUUAUCUCUUAAAGAAGUGCCAGACAAGGUUACAUUUCCGACAAUAUUAAGGAAGACGCCACUUUCACGGCUGUGGUAUAAGCCCGACAUGCUGUUCUUCACUCCGAAGGUUUACAUUAUAAUUGAUUUCCACUGCCCAUUGUCAAGCCACUCCCCCGAAGCAGCCGUAUCUACAAGUCUCUUUGUCGAUUUGUUAGUCGAUUACUUGAAUGCUUAUGCUUAUGAUGCUCAAAUUGCGGGUUUAUUCUAUUCGAUAUAUCUUACUUCCACUGGAUUCCAGGUGUGCGUAGGUGGUUACAAUGACAAGAUGAGAGUUCUGCUACAUGCCAUAAUGAAGCAAAUAGUGAACUUUGUAGUUAAACCAAACAGGUUUUCUGCCCUGAAGGAAACUUCUGUCAAGGAUUACCAAAAUUUUAACUUCAGCCAACCAUACUCUCAAGCUUCGUAUUAUCUCUCAUUAAUAUUGGAAGAGAAAAAAUGGCCUUUGGCAGAGAAACUUCAAGCUCUUUCUAAGCUUGAGUCAGAUUCUCUUGCGAAGUUUGUGCCGCACUUGCUAUCGAAGACGUACUUGGAAUGCUAUGUUCAAGGAAACAUUGAGCCAGGUGAGGCUGAGUCUAUUGUCCAGGAGAUCGAAGAUACUAUAUUUAAUACCCCCAAUUCUGUAUUCAAACCCAUGUCUCCAUCACAAUACCUGGUCAAGAGGGUUAUCAUGCUUGAAAAAGAGAUAAAAUGUUGCUACCAAAUUGAGGGAUUAAAUCAGAAGAAUGAGAAUUCAUCGGUUGUCCAAUAUAUUCAGGUCCAUCAGGACGACGCCCUCUCAAAUAUCAAACUCGAGUUGUUCUCUCUAAUUUCUAGUCAGCCUGCUUUCAACCAGCUGCGGACUGUUGAGCAACUUGGGUAUAUAACAUAUCUUUCUCUGAGAUCUGAUCGUGGAGUCUGGGCACUCGAGGUUGUUAUUCAAUCCACAGUGAAGGAUCCUUCAUAUCUUGAUUCUAGAAUUGAUGAAUUCUUUAAGACAUUCGAAAGCAAAAUCCAUGAACUGUCCGACAAGGAUUUCAAGAGAAAUGUCAAAUCACUUAUUGAUUCGAAACUGGAGAAAUUUAAAAACUUGUGGGAGGAAUCUGGCUUCUACUGGGGAGAGAUUGAAGCCGGAACUCUCAAGUUUGAUAGGGUCGAGUCCGAGGUUGCUCUCCUAAGAGAGCUCAAGAAAGAAGAAUUCAUCGAAUACUUUGAUGAGUACAUAAAGGUGGACGCCCCUCAAAGGAGGACAGUAAGCGUGCAGGUCUUCAGCGGCAACCAUUCGGCAGAGUUCAAGAAGGCGAUCGCCGAGGCUGAUCCGCCCAAAACUUGCCGGAUUACCGACAUAUUCGGCUUCAAGCGAUCACGGCCUCUGCACCGCUCGCUGAAGGGAGGUCCAGGCCUGAUCACAAUGGACUGA